UGGCCACGAGAUGAUAACACAACGACUCGGUCUGCAAGGUCUGCGGGCCAGAACAUCCCGCAAUCUUAUCCCUCUUCGAACCCCACGAUUAAGCCUCCGGGCCCUCACAUCCACUGCACAACGAUUCCAAGAUGUGUUCCACGCGCAGACUGAGGACCCCAAUACCUCUGCUAUUCUCUCCUCCCUAAAGACGCCCUCCAAAAUCCCACAAACCCUUACAGAAAAAAUUGUCCAACGGUAUUCCCUUGGCCUCACAGAGGGCAAGGUGGUGAAGUCCGGCGACUAUGUCACCCUCUCCCCUUUUCACUGCAUGACCCACGACAACUCAUGGCCCGUCGCCUUGAAGUUUAUGUCAAUCGGAGCCUCCAAGAUCCACGAUCCCAAGCAAAUUGUGAUGACCCUCGACCACGAUGUGCAAAAUAAGAGCGAAACGAAUUUGAAGAAGUACCGACAGAUUGAAGAGUUUGCUAAGAAGCAGGGUGUGGAUUUUUAUCCUGCUGGGCGAGGAAUUGGACAUCAAAUUAUGGUGGAAGAGGGAUAUGCGUGGCCGGGCACAAUGACAGUUGCCAGUGAUAGCCAUAGUAAUAUGUAUGGAGGUGUAGGUUGUCUGGGCACAGCUAUGGUUCGGACAGAUGCUGCGAGUAUAUGGGCUACGGGCAAGACGUGGUGGCAGAUUCCACCGAUUGCGAAGGUCACGUUGACGGGUGUGCUGCCGAAAGGAGUUACAGGAAAGGAUGUCAUCGUUGCGCUCUGCGGGCUCUUCAAUAAUGAUGAGGUCCUAAACCAUGCGAUUGAGUUCACGGGAAGUGAGCAGACUAUGCGGACUUUACCUGUGGAUGAUCGACUCGCGAUUGCGAACAUGACAACGGAAUGGGGUGCAUUGACUGGGUUGUUUCCAAUUGAUGGGAUGUUACAAGCAUGGCUGAGGGCGAAAGCUACAACUUCGGCGCUGUUCGAUGGCAAAGAUACUCGAUUUACACAUACACGGAUCGACCACUUGAUCCAGAACCAACUAGUGGCCGACAAGGGAGCUACAUAUGCCAAAUCCCUCUAUCUCAACCUUUCGACCCUCUCGCCCUACGUUUCAGGCCCCAACUCCGUCAAAAUCGCGACCCCAUUGCGAGACCUCGAAGCCAAAGACAUUAAACUCAACAAGGCGUACCUGGUGUCUUGCACCAACUCCCGAGCAUCGGAUCUUGCAGCUGCUGCCAAGGUCUUCAAGGAGGCAUCGGGAUUCGGCAAACCUGCCACGAUUGCUCCAGGCGUGGAGUUCUACAUUGCUGCAGCCUCUAUACCAGAACAAGAAGCAGCCGAAGAAGCAGGGGACUGGCAAGCUCUUCUCGAUGCUGGAGCCAAACCUCUUCCAGCUGGCUGCGGGCCCUGCAUCGGUCUUGGAACUGGACUCCUGGAGCCCGGAGAAGUUGGAAUCAGCGCCAGCAACAGGAAUUUCAAGGGCAGAAUGGGAAGCCCGGAUGCAAAGGCCUAUCUCGCCAGCCCAGAAGUCGUCGCUGCCAGUGCUUUGAGCGGGAAAAUCAGUGGCCCAGGAUGGUACGAGAAGCCUGUUGGUGUUGAGAAGGUUGUUCUCGGGGAAGGAAACGGUAUUGCAGACGAGGACAGAGCUAUCAGCAUCGAAGAAGCUCUAGACAAGUUGAUUGCCCAAGCAGAUUCUAUAAUUGAAUCUGCCGAGCAGAACAUUCUUGGCACGUCAACAGCAGCUGAGGAAGAAGUGGACGACAAAGCAUUAACAGCAAUUCUCCCUGGCUUCCCAGAAAAGGUAGAAGGGGAGAUCGUUUUUUGCGACGCGGAUAACAUCAACACCGACGGUAUCUACCCUGGAAAAUACACUUACCGAGACAAUGUCUCUGUUGAGAAGAUGGCAGAAGUGUGCAUGGAGAACUACGACCCAUCGUUCGGAUCCAUUGCCCGAGAAGGUGAUAUUUUGGUGUCUGGAUUUAACUUUGGAUGCGGAAGUUCAAGAGAGCAAGCUGCGACUGCAAUCCUCGCCAAGAAAAUCCCCAUGGUUGUAUCCGGAAGCUUUGGAAAUAUUUUCGCAAGGAACAGUAUCAACAAUGCGUUAAUGGGUGUCGAAGUCCCGCGGCUGGUGCAGAGACUGAGAGAGCACUUCAGCUCCACCAAUAUCAAGGAGCAGAUUGAUGUGAAGGAGCCAGCUGAGAAUAGGGAGAGUUUGGACAGCCCGCCACCAGCGCAGCAGGCAAGUCCAGUGGAGGAGAAAGUAUUGACGCGCAGGACGGGAUGGAAAUUUGUGUGGGAUGUGAGGAGAAGUAAGGUUUCCGUAACAGAGGGGGAAGGGGGCGAUACCUGGAGUCAGCAGGUCGGGGAAUUGCCGCCGAACGUGCAGGAGAUCAUUGCGAGGGGUGGGCUGGAGAAGUGGGUUAAGGCUGAGAUUGCGAACUCUUCAUGAUGAUUAGAGUUUCGCGAAUGUAGAAUACGGUACGGUAGUUUUGAUAGAAAUGGAUCUGUACCUCUGCAAGAUCAAGCUUCUGGUACGCGUUCCCGUCCGUCACUCCUCACAUGCUCGAUUCUCGAUCGCGUUUCUACUCUAAGAUGAUGCGGAUCCAACGGCAAUUACUCACUUACCCGAUUCUUUUGUCAUUCCAAAUCCGGCCAAUCUAUCAGAGU
Molecule: messenger RNA, 2640 nt
Organism: Hyaloscypha bicolor E
Lineage: Eukaryota; Fungi; Ascomycota; Leotiomycetes; Helotiales; Hyaloscyphaceae
Product: homoaconitase
Exons: 2
Coding region: 11-2422 (803 amino acids)
Biological process (GO): L-lysine biosynthetic process
Molecular function (GO): homoaconitate hydratase activity; 4 iron, 4 sulfur cluster binding
Source: RefSeq, a predicted model, not a curated record